This is a messenger RNA of Neopsephotus bourkii (Bourke's parrot), 2907 nucleotides long. It is a transcript of the gene OPRM1, whose product is annotated as opioid receptor mu 1. Gene Ontology annotation, molecular function: beta-endorphin receptor activity; G-protein alpha-subunit binding; G-protein beta-subunit binding. The record is from RefSeq and is a predicted model, not a curated record. Gene Ontology annotation, cellular component: membrane; neuron projection. Gene Ontology annotation, biological process: G protein-coupled opioid receptor signaling pathway; sensory perception of pain; neuropeptide signaling pathway. NCBI's taxonomy places the organism in Eukaryota, Metazoa, Chordata, Aves, Psittaciformes, Psittacidae.
AUGUGCCCGCAGCCAGCGCCGGGGCGCUCCGUCGGGGCGGGCGUCGCUGCCGCCGCAGCCACCGCCUCCCUGGCACCGCGCACCGCGGCAGCGCGGCAGCACCGCGACAGCAUGCGCCGAGCAGCCCUCGGGCGCGGAGAGCCGGUGGCCGCGCUGACGCCGCUGCGCGCCAUGGCCGUCGCCUACCUGCUGGGCAACGGCUCCGCGCCGCUCCUCGCCGGCGCCCUGGAGGUGCCCUUCGCAGCCAACGCCUCGGCCUGCCGCCCCGCCGCGUCCCCCUGCGCGGCCGCGCCGUCGGCAGCCUGGGGCAACACCUCGGCGGGAUGGAACCGGUCCGAGCCGUGCGGCGGCGCCAACGGGAGCGCGGGCGGCGGCGGCGGCCCCUGCGCGCCCGCGGGCGGUGGCCCCUCGGUGUUCACGGCCAUCGCCAUUAUGGCCCUCUACUCCGUGGUCUGCGUCGUGGGGCUCUUCGGCAACUUCUUGGUCAUGUAUGUCAUCGUCAGGUACACAAAAAUGAAGACUGCCACCAAUAUCUAUAUUUUCAAUCUUGCAUUGGCAGAUGCCCUAGCAACAAGUACCCUGCCAUUCCAGAGUGUGAAUUACUUGAUGGGAACAUGGCCAUUUGGUACCAUCCUUUGUAAGAUUGUUAUAUCCAUAGACUACUAUAAUAUGUUCACGAGUAUUUUUACACUCUGCACCAUGAGUGUGGAUCGCUAUGUAGCUGUAUGCCACCCAGUUAAGGCCCUUGAUUUCCGUACCCCCAGAAAUGCCAAAAUUGUCAAUGUCUGCAACUGGAUCCUUUCUUCUGCCAUUGGCCUGCCAGUUAUGUUCAUGGCAACCACUAAAUACAGGCAUGGCUCUAUUGACUGUACACUAACAUUCUCCCACCCUGCAUGGUACUGGGAGAACCUCCUGAAAAUCUGUGUGUUCAUCUUUGCCUUCAUCAUGCCGGUCCUCAUCAUUACCGUGUGCUAUGGGCUGAUGAUUUUACGCCUGAAGAGCGUUCGCAUGUUGUCUGGAUCCAAAGAGAAGGACAGGAACCUGCGGAGAAUCACAAGGAUGGUUCUUGUAGUGGUGGCGGUGUUUAUUGUCUGCUGGACUCCUAUCCACAUUUAUGUCAUCAUUAAAGCCCUGGUUAACAUCCCAGAGACUACUUUCCAGACUGUUUCCUGGCACUUCUGUAUUGCCCUAGGGUAUACAAAUAGCUGCCUUAAUCCAGUCCUGUAUGCAUUUCUAGAUGAGAAUUUCAAAAGAUGUUUCAGAGAGUUCUGCAUCCCCACUUCCUCAACCAUUGAGCAGCAAAAUUCCACCCGAGUACGACAAAACACUCGUGACCAUGCAUCCACUGCCAACACUGUGGACAGGACUAAUCAUCAGUUGGAACUUCAAGAAGCUGAAACUACUCCACUGCCGUGACAGGGUCUCCUGCCUCAAUAGCUCUCAAACCAAUUGCACACCAGUGCCACAGUGUGUCUGGGGCGUAUGCUAUGGGAAUGUGUAGGAUACGCUUUCCCUAAAACACGUGCCAGAGGAAAGUGCCUGCUUUUCCACUAUGUCAAAAAUUGCUUCUGCGGCACUUCUACAUUGCGCAUAACAGAAGCAGGAAACUUAACAGCAAGCAGAGCCAAGAAAUAUGGGGGCUUGCCAGUCUCCAGUGUUCUAAAGUCAUGUUUUCCAGGAAUACAUACAUUAGCCUAAAACAAAGCUACUGUACCUGUAGCAAUCUGACAUGCUGUUGACAAGUUAUAGAGGUGUUAAAACAGGUUGGGAACAAAAAUCCAAAGGCUAAACAGCUGUAGUUUGGAAAAUGAAGGUGAGCUUUUAAUGAUGAGGAAUAAGGGGAAAUAAAAUUGUAAUAUUGUUGGGUACUCAAUUUACUCCUAAUAUUUAUUUGUAGAGAUGUUUUCUGUGCAGGUUUUUGUGUGCUGAAGUCUCACAAGAUCAUCUAUAACAACAUACUUGCAUUUCAAGAGAUCUGCUCUUACAAGGAUUGCAUGUUCCACAGUUUCAAUGGGAAAAUAUUUUGUUCCGUGCUUACUUAGAAAACCAAAACUCCAAGCUUCACCUUCUGCUUCUGUUUCUCACACUAAGAAAACACAACCCAACUUUAAAAUCAAAACAAUGAGCUAUCAUUUCUUCUAAAAGAGAUAUGAAGUUAUUCCAUGUUGUUGUUGACUGUCAAAUGAUUCCCAAAACAGCAUAGACUCUAUUAACAAAUUCCUGAAUAGAAAUAUAGCUAUAAGCCUGUCAGAGCUACCACAGGCUGAUGACUACUUCUUUCAAAUAGUUUCUCAAAUUUCAGCUGCCUUGUGAGCAAGAUUCUGAAUUUGUAUGUCCCUAUGUGAAGUACUUGGAGUAGUUAAUGCAUUAGACCUUUUGUGGGGUUUGGGUGUGUUUGUUUUUUUUAAGUUACCUUUUGCUAGGCACUGAGUUUUUUCUUAACCAAACCCAUAAUCUGUUUUUCUAACUAAUGUAAUACAGUCUGCAUCUCCAUAUUGUAUUAGCUGCAGAAACACAUUAAGAUUUAUGAAAGAAACAUUGUAAUGAAGUAAAUACCACCUUAGCUGUUUUCUAGGACGAAAAAUAGAAAUAUCCAUUUAGAUAAUUUGUGGUGAAAUGUAUUUUCUAGCCACUAUUUGUUACUUGCUUUGUAAAUAAAUCAUCAGUAGUUAAUCAGGGGGAAAUGUACUUUGGUGAAUUUAAGUGUAUUCUAAAAUAUAACUCGAUGGAACAGGGUUUUUUUGUCUUUUAUUUCUUCAGCCAAAAUGUGUUUCUUAUUUUCAUAGUUAAAAUCUAUGUAACAGUAUGCUUUUAAUGUGAACUUGUUUGUUUCUGCUAUGGACUGUGUAAUAAAGAUUGAAGGCUAAAUCCUUGCAAGUUGUAAAUAAAAGUAAUAUUUGAGUUUCA